AUGCAGCGUUUGCGUCGUUCAGUGCGUGAAAAGAGGCGAGAGUUGUGGCCUGACAACUCCUGGCUGCUUCACUAUAACAACGCGCCUGCUCACAAUGCUCUGAGUAUCCGACAGUUCCUGACCGAGGAGAGCAUCGCCUUCAAGGGGGUCAUCAAGGGGACUCGUUUUGAAGACAAGGACGACAUCAAAAUGGACAUGGCGAUGGAACUGCGGAGGAUCCUGGAAAAGUUCUUCCAGGAGUGCAUGCAUACCUGGCAGAGAAGGAUGAAAAAUCUUGGAACUUCUCUGACACCUCAGCCCGUGUCGGAAGCUGCACUUCAUGCCUUGUGUCAAAAGUUCGUGACACGGUUAGACACACGCUACCCAGAGGCAUGA
Messenger RNA from Penaeus vannamei (Pacific white shrimp), 375 nucleotides. NCBI's taxonomy places the organism in Eukaryota, Metazoa, Arthropoda, Malacostraca, Decapoda, Penaeidae. The record is from RefSeq and is a predicted model, not a curated record.